Messenger RNA from Protobothrops mucrosquamatus (brown spotted pit viper), 1086 nucleotides. RefSeq names its product adenosine receptor A1-like. Lineage: Eukaryota; Metazoa; Chordata; Lepidosauria; Squamata; Viperidae. The transcript is spliced from 3 exons. Gene Ontology annotation, biological process: G protein-coupled receptor signaling pathway. The record is from RefSeq and is a predicted model, not a curated record. Gene Ontology annotation, cellular component: membrane. The coding region runs from base 1 to 1086 and encodes 361 amino acids. Gene Ontology annotation, molecular function: G protein-coupled receptor activity.
AUGGAUAUUGGUUUUGUGGUCCUUGAGAGCAUCCUAGCCAUGGCCAUCAUCACAAUCAACCUGCUGGUGUGUCUCACCAUCUACCUGCACAAGGAACUGCGAUGUAUCACCAACUAUCUGAUUGUCUCCUUGGCGGUGGCUGACCUGGGCGUGGGCGCCCUAGCCAUCCCCUUCUCCAUGGUGCUCAGCAUGGAGUAUACCUUGUAUUUCUACACCUGUCUCUUCCUCAGCUGCUUCCCACUGGUCACCACCCAGUUCUCCAUCCUCCUCUUGUUGGUGAUAGCCAUCCAUACUCACUUGAAGCUCAAGCUACCCAACAGUUACCCCCUGCAUGUGAAGAAGCGCUGGGUGAUGAUCGCCGUGGCCUUCUGCUGGUUGCUGUCCCUCUUGAUUGGCCUCUCCCCGAUGAUGGGAUGGAACCGGUUUCAGCAAUACGGAGGGACCAGAAACAAGACGAUGGCCAUCAGUUUGCAGAAAGCCGUCUUCGUUUUUGUCAUCCAGGAUAAACCUCCCAGGGACCUUCUCUCUCAAGCCUAUCGCGAUCCGAAGAAUCUGAGCUACGGUCACGGCCAAAUCGAGGAUCUGGGCCGCUGUUCUUUCACCUCCAUCUUUAGCCCUGAGUUUCUGGUUUAUUUCAUUUUCUUAAUCUGCACCUUGCUGCCCUUGGCGGCCAUGUUGGGUAUCUACGGCGACAUCUUCCGUGUAGUCCGAGAGCAUUUCCGGUCGCGGCCCCUGUGGCCAGCCAAGAGGAAGGAGAUGCAGAUGGCUUGCACCCUUCUGCUCCUGGUGGGCGUCUUCUUCCUCUGCUGGAUGCCGCUGCACCUGAUCUACUGUAUCCAGCUGCUGUGUCCCAGCUGCGAACAGUACGAGUCUCUGGAACAUCUGGCUGUCUUGCUCUCUCAUCUGAACUCUUUGGCCAACCCGCUGGUCUAUGCUCUGAGGAAGAAAAACGUAGGGCUGGCCCUCCGGUCCGUCUUCCUCUAUCGAGUCUUGCGCUGGCCUUCCGUGAAGACCUGCUGUGGUCCGAGUCCCAAAGUCCAUCCUCAGGCCGAGCAUCUGAUGGGACGUACUGCUGAGCAGAAAUAA